This is a messenger RNA of Leptomonas pyrrhocoris, 1377 nucleotides long. RefSeq lists its product as hypothetical. NCBI's taxonomy places the organism in Eukaryota, Euglenozoa, Kinetoplastea, Trypanosomatida, Trypanosomatidae. The transcript has a single exon. Gene Ontology annotation, cellular component: SCF ubiquitin ligase complex. The record is from RefSeq and is a predicted model, not a curated record. Gene Ontology annotation, biological process: SCF-dependent proteasomal ubiquitin-dependent protein catabolic process. Bases 43 to 1377 code for a protein of 444 amino acids.
AGGCAAAGCGUUCCAUGAAAACGGAAUAAUGUACAUUUGUAGAUGCUUCUUCGGGAGAUAAAUGCUUUUUUUGAGAAUGCCGACCAGUCGUCAACGCGCAGAACGCAGAUGGUUGGAGCGCUGUCGCCAGCCGCGCGGCACGAAAUUCUCAUCACUUCUGGUUUGCAAUUUGGCGAAAUUCGGGUUUUCAUCGACCCAAAAGGCAUCGCAAUCACCGUCACCGCAGAAUGCUCUGUUCCACUCAUUGGCUGGUGGAAUUAUGAAGGAGAUGUGACCAUCACCAGCAGCGGCGCCUCAAUAACUGCAUGUGAAUUGAUUUCCGUUGUGAAGCGCAGUUGGUCACACAGCAGAAUUUGUCGGGUCGAGCUGAAACAUCAAGACGAAGUUGAGGUGAAAGUGCAAGAAAAGAUUCUGCAUUCUUUGAGCAUUCUUCGUCACGAUUUGGUGGACCUCCGUCUAGAAAACUUUUAUUUGAGCGCCAACGACGCACUUCCGGCCUUCAAUCAACUUCGUAGUAUUUUCCUCACCGGAUUUAGCGGUCCUGUCCAGUCGUGGAGUGAAGCGCUCAACAGUUCAGCGGAGCGAGUCGAGAUAUGUGACACCACCGCUUUUACCACUGAGUCUUUUUCGUACUUAGAGGACAACACGUUGUACCGCCUGAUUCUGGAUAACACAAACGUUGCGGUUUCAAAUUUGGAUCAGCUCAAAUGCGCUCGAGCGCUGGAGACAUUGAGCCUGAUAGACUGCCGAAAAAUCAACAGUUUUGAUGCCGCUUCUUUCCCAGAGCUACGAGUUCUCUUGCUAGGCCGCACACCAAUUUCCAGCGACACCAUGACAGGGAUUGAGACUUGCAGGCAUCUUAAGCUCAUCAAUCUUGGGGGUUGCCGGGAAAUAACCGACAUCAACGUCUUGGGGAAGCUCAAGGAAAUACGUGAGAUUUUUGUGCACGAAACAAAUGUCACAAAUGACGGUAUAGUAGGGUUAACUGGGUGCGAAAACCUCGAGAAAUUGAACUUGGGUGGCUGCAGGCACAUCUCAGAUGUUAAUCAUCUGGGUUGCCUCACUGCCCUCAAGGAGUUGCAUCUCUGGAGCACUAAGGUGUCGAACCAAGGCAUACAUGGCUUAUGCCAUUGCUCUUCGCUGACUGAACUUGUCCUGGACGAUUGCACUCGUAUCACAGAUGUUACAUCGUUGGGUUGGUUGCCAUCGCUGCGAUGGUUGUCGCUUCUCGGCACUGAAGUGAACAGCGAUGGUAUUAAAGAAUUAAUUCACUGUCGCAACAUAGAGACGCUCGCCUUGGCCGGAACUCGAGUCGAUAGGCCGCCGAAGCUUUGGCGACAUGAAGCGAUAAUGGAAUACCUCUCGAAGUUUCAAUGA